AGUUCGUAGCAGCGAUUAUAGUAAACAUGUGUACAUAGCUUUUUCUUUCAGGUCUGUGGAAAGAGGUGUGUGUUGAGGGUUGGUUGAGGGCGACGUCAGGAACUCAGGAAAGAUGGCAUCCGGCGUGUAUAAGAGAGUGCUGAUAUGUGUUAUAUUCUUAUAUUCAUUAAAUUUGUCAGGCAUAGCAGCGAAAAGCAUGUUAAGAGAGCUAAAUGAAGACAACUGGGAUGAAAUGCUGACGAAAGAAUGGAUGGUUGAAUUUUAUGCGCCCUGGUGCCCUGCCUGCAAAGCCCUCCAACCUGCCUGGGAAGAAUUUUCAACAUGGAGUGAAGACCUUGGCAUAUCUAUUGGGCAGGUGGACGUGACAGCUUCACCAGGCCUCAGUGGGAGAUUCAUGGUGACUGCAUUGCCUACAAUUUUCCAUGUUCUAAAUGGAGAAUUCAGGCAGUACAGAGGUGCAAGGGAUAAAGAAGCCUUCAUUUCAUUUAUCGAAGAACAGAAAUGGAAAAAGAUUGAUCCAAUUCCCAGCUGGAAAAGCCCAGGCUCCUUUCAGAUGUCAGUUGUAUCCUACUUCUUCAAGUUGUCGCAGGUUCUGAGGGCUCUCCAUAACAAGCUAAUGGAAGAUUAUGGACUCCCUACAUGGGGCUCAUAUUUAAUCUUUGCUGUAGCGACCAUCUUUCUUGGAGCAAUGUUGGGGCUGAUGCUUGUCUGCGUUAUUGAUUUCAUUUAUCCUCCAAAACCUCUAGUGGUAAAAACUGUGACAGUUGGUGAUGUUAAAAAAAAAGAUUUAAUUACACCUGAUAGCAAAGAUAGAACUAGUGGAGAUGAAAUGGAAGAAGAAGAUGAUGAUGACGAAGACAUAAAAGAUGAUAUUGUGGAUGAUGACGAAGAGGAAGAGGAAGAAGAGGGAAUUGAAUCACAAUCUGACUCUGAUGUAAGAGAAGAAGGCAGCCCCAAUGUCCGAAAGCGCAAGCCACGUAAAGCUGACUAGGCUAUGAAUAACAUUUUGUGAUUUACUGUUCAUGGAGCUCUCGGGCUCCAAGAAUGCAGCGUGUAUUGUUGAGACAACAUGUUACCACUAUGACCAUUCAUAAAAAGCAUUGUUGUUAAAAGGCUGUGUGCUGAAGAUUUUGCAAUAUUAGAGUGGGACUUUUUACGAUGUUCAGCAAGCUUCAUCACAGGCCUGUUAUCAGGUUUUUAAAGGAAGCAUUAAGACUGGCAUAGUAUGUAAUAAUUUGUUGUUGACAUAAUGUGAUAAAUUAUGGACCAGUCUCCUCAUAUCAUUUGAGUGAUCUGAUCAAAAGCAUGCAUUUUGAAACCGACAAGAAUUCCAAGUCCAAAUGUGCAACUACAAAAUCACUUCUGAAAUUCAUUUUUUGUGAGGUACAAUAAGUGAAAGAUAAUCACAAUGUGCUACUUCAGUCAUUUAUGAAUAGCAGGUCUAUGUAUUCUGCUCUUUUUUUCUUAAUGUGAAAGUUUCCAAUCUAAAACAAAUUUUGUCUCUUCAUGUAUGUAUCCUGCACCACAAUUCAGAUGCUUAUUUUUAUGUUUGCUUACAAGCAAAGAUUAUCACCCUGUGUGCAAUGCAGACAGUCCAGAUUCUAAUGUAUAAUGCAGAGCUCUUUCUGCCUAUACGUGGGAUAAAAGUGUUUUCCACUAACUGCAGUGGAGCACUGAUCUCAAGCUGCAAAUUCUGAAUGUUUAAAAUUGCCUUAUAUGCUAAGGUUUCUGGUUGUGCAAGUAGGUUGUGUGUGUGUGUGUGUGUGUGUGUGUGUGUGUGUGUGUGUGUGUGUGUGUGUGUACCCACGAGCGAUGCUUGUCAACAGAGUUGUGUAGGAUAUUUUUGUACUGAAGUUGAGAAAUUACGUAGUUCUAUUAACUAUUGAUGUAAUUAAUGACUCGUGUUCGUAUAUGUUAUGAUCCAUAUAGAGGAGACACUGAGUCGCAGACAGGCACAAUGAAAAAGACUGAUAAAUUAUUAAAGGUAUUUGCACAAAGUUCUUCUGCAGUAGAAAACACAUACACAUUAAUACAAACACAACUGACAGACAUGACCAGUCUCAGGGUGCUAGAGACCAACUUUGUCUAAAAGCUUUAAUAGUUUAGCAGCCAUUUUCAUUGUUCCCGUCUGCAACUCAAUGCCUCCUCUGUAUGGUGAGUUUCAAUUUAUCCUUCCUGUAUUGUUGUCAUUCCAUCCUGGACUUUCCAUUGUUUGAUUAUGAUUGAUAAAGCUGAUACAGGAUCAUGGGAGACUGGAAGUGACCCAGUAAAUAAAACACUCCAAAUAAAAAUUAACAGAAAAUGAAUGAGGACAAAAAUAAUGUAAGAGAAAACCUAUCAACUGAAUAAGUUAUAAUUAUAUGCAGUAACAUAUUUAUUUAAAAUUCAUUAAACAAUAACUAUCACUUUUGGUACAAUUUUUAAGGGUAGUCUAGUCUACUUUCUUGCAACAAUGUUUGGCAUUUAACAGCACCAUUGCCAGACAACUGCUUGAUAAGUGAAUUUGCAUUUGGAGUGAUCUCGGAGACCUCAUGACAUGGAUCAGAUGGUGCAUGGCAUUUGCUCGUGACAUUUAUUGCUAUUUGGGUGUGAUCACUCCUCACCUUCCCCCCUCUGCUCUGGCUGGCUGCUUCCUGCGAUGCAGAAGUAUGUGCUAUAACCAUUUCUUUAUCCAUUGUAGUAAUGUGGUCAUUGUUGUGUUACAGUCACUGAUUGCUGGUCAUAUUUUUCCACAACUUCUUUCUAAUGUAAUAAAUUUAAAAUAAUAUUUUUUGUCCAAAACUGAUGUGAAUGAUCAAAAGCUUAAAGUGAGGGCAAAUAAAUGAGGUUGUACUGUGAAUUCUGUUUUCUUGUGGACUGUUGAUAGAAGAAUUUGAUAAAUUUUUUGUGCAAAACUAAUUUGUAAAUAAAUUAUGUCAUUACAGCAACAUUUGCUGUGCUUUUAUCCACAUAUUUGCUAUCAAAGUACCUCAUGGUUUAAGUAAACGGUGCUGACAUAAAUAUUCAUUGAAGACUUAUGGGCCUCAAAUUGAAAUGCCUCAUCUUUCUGCAACCUUUAUUUCUUACUCAACUUCAUUUUGUCAUUUCCAGCUGAACUUUCAUUUAUUCACAUUUGAAAGCAUUCUUGCUAACUCAUGAGUUUAGCUUAAAAUAUUCUUUCUGUAUGUGUCCGUAAUCAUUGAAAUUAGCUUCUAAUUGUUAAGAACUAUAUUUUCCCAGUAUCAUUCUAGUCGAUAUUUUUAUUCAGUUGCAGUUACGCAUAAUUUGUGCCUCCCUAUAGUUGCCACAAAUAUUUUGUACCUUUUUUUAAUUCACCCGUUUGACAAAUUUUGAUAGAAUAAGUGCUUGCAAAUUGGAUUUUAAGUGUAUGCUGUGUGACUUAUAUGGUGAGGGAAGGGCCAUUCCACAUUUUUUGACCAGGUUGCAGAUAUGGAUGAGACCUCAUUUUGCUAGUUGCUUGAUGGAUGUAAUUAUAAGGUUCUGUUUGUUGUUACUGUAUCUGAAUUCUUAUUCUGAUUUUCACCACUUCAAGUAAUACUAGGGAAGGGAAUAAUUUUUUCUUGUGGUUUUUUAACCAUUUCCUGUUCAUUUUACAUUUGUAUUUAACUGACCAUUUUUAAAUUUUUUACCCUAGUUAUUUAUUUCCACAUAAAAAAUCUUGCUCACCAUUUGUUUCUUAAUCGAUUACCUUUUCUUCUGUUUUGGGCAGCAUCUUAUGCACUUAAAAUCUCUACUUUGUAUGUGGAGGUGUUCCAAAUACAGUUUCCAUUCUUGCUGCUACUACAUUUUUGUUUCAUGCAGGGUGGCUCAGUUAGUAGUAUUUCUGUGCUGACUGCAGUUAGUGACAUGUCCAGAUAAUCCUCCACAUCAUGUACAAAAGCUGUGAAUAAAAGCAAAGGCACAGUUGACAGCCAUUUUACCAUGCUGAGAUAACCAUUACUUCCCAGUAUUUACAAGGGUAAUUUUAAUCAUCUUUAUAGCAUUCAAGAAACAUUGAUGUCCAUUAACCUAUUGGGUCCAAGAACACGUCAUUCUUCCUGUUUUUAUUUGAGAGGUUUUUUCCUUGAAAAACUAUUCAUAACUCUAAGUGCUUUCUUAAGAGACUAAACACACUGACUUACCAUAUUUGUUGUCUGUAGGCCGUUUCUUUGUUGGCUCCCUAGUCCUCAAGUUAGACAAGUUUUGUCUGAAACUUGUCUGUUGUGAUCUAGUGGAUGAGACACAGGCUGAGCUACUGUCAGUGUUAAUUAUGCUAAGUUUUUUCUGCAGUUUUUGGCAGUGCCACUACCAUAUAGUUAUUUAUUUUUUAUGUUUAUUUUACAUGAAUAUUUCAGAUCAUAUGCACUUAGUUUGAUUUUUGAAUUUGUUUUUUGUUUCUCACUCAAAAGAUAAGUAAAUUACCAUGUAAAAUCAAAAACCAUGGUGACUGAUUAAUAGAUGAAAUUUAAACAAAGAUAUCUCUCUUGUAUGUUUGUACUUUUGUUUCGCAAUGUAUCAUAGGUGUGCAUAUUACAGUUUUAAGCUAUUUUAAGACAUAAUAAUUUUUAAGUUUGGAAUUGCAUUAUAGUUAAGAAGUACAUUGUUGAUAAAUGGAGUGGGGAUAUCACAUUAUUGUGAACUGUGUUGGGAAGCACCAUAUUACUUAAGUGUGCCGCAAAACAAGUGUGCCUGCUCACUGGUUAGACACUUGAAGUUUGGAGUUCCAGGCUGGUGCCAAAAGUAAAACUUUAUAAAUCACAUUGGAUUGGAAUGGACUGUAUUGUCUCUGAUACAAUUGCACACAAGUGUGUAAACUAUAUUUGCUUUAUGUUCGAAAUGUGGAAUGAUAAAAUUUGUGAAUGGUCCAAUACUUGCACAUUCUCAAGUUUUGUUUUACAAAUACUGUUUUUUGAGAAAGGGAGGGGAGGGGCUGAUUAUAUAGUUAUGAAAGGCAAAAAAUAAACUUUAAUCCCUCCCUCCCUCCCCCACUAUCUUUGCUUAACUAUCUACCAAAAACUCACAACAAGUUGUAUUAUGGAUUUUUGUGCCAUCUGUCUGUUAUGUAGGUGGAAAACAUUUAUCCUUCAGCAUAUUAAGUUUCUUGCUCGAAGGAAGUCUUCAGCCUUUGAUUUUAUUUCACAGUGGCAAAAGGGAACAGAUACAUUUUCGUCUCGCAUAACUGAUAUAGUAUCUGUGAAAAUUCAGUUAUUUUUAAGAUGUAAGAAAGGCCCAUAAUGUCUUCAUAUUAUCAUUUGAAACUCCAGCAACAAUUUUUCACAAGGUCAGAUUUUGCCUAUAAUUCCAUUAGAACUGCUGUUGGUGACGAAUCACUGUUUUUGAUUGUUGUGAGUGUAAAGUUUACAGGCUUAAGAACAUGGAGUUUGUGUGGAAUGACUUUUUGGCCCUUGGCUUGUUUCUACAAGCACCAAUGUCUUUGAAAGUGUUGCAAUAAGUCGAGUGGAUACCUUGAAAACCUGGAGCUCAAGAUUUUGUGUGUGAAUGUAGCAAAAACUCGGAGCUAAAUUUCAAAGUCCAAACAACAGAAAUGCUCCAUCUACUGCUGUCACAUUAAUCUGAUACUCAUCACAGGGUCAUAAUGCAAAGAAAAAGGGCUGAAAUUAGACCACAAUAUAACAGAGUUCAGUGUAAUCACUUUUUGGUUCAGUGACUCACGUUGCUCCCAAAUCCACUGAUUGAAAUACAUUGUUUUAUCUGAGCCAAUGGUUCAAUAACUGCUUACCGUCGUGGAAUGACAUGUAUUAAAAGAGGAAUCGUACAAAAUGAAAAUCGGGCUUCAUAGUGUGCUAUAAUACUUUUGCAUCGUGUAUAGGGUGUGGUAAGUGGGAAAAGCAAUGAUGUGCAUGUCACACACACACACACACACACACACACACACACACACACACAGAGAGAGAGAGAGAGAGAGAGAGAGAGAGAGAGAGAGAGAGAGAGAGAGAGAGAGAGAGAGAGAGAGAGGUAAGUUAUUGCUAAUUAUGGAAUUAUACAUGUAUAUAUAAUGAAAGAUGUAUAGUAAGUUGGAAGUGACACAUCUGCAUCCUGAUUUGUAAACUCUAUGAUCAUCAGUGUUAAAUGGCCUGACAGCGUAAUUUUGGUUAAGGUAUAAUUACAUAACACAAGUUUUUUUUAAGUGCUGAAUAUUACUUUACCAGUUGUGUAAUGUGGGGAUUUCUGGGCUUCAACAUCUUUUGUUUCGAAAAAAAGGAAAAAAGUUUCUCUUUCUCUUGUAUAUGUUCCAGGGAGAACACAUUUAGACAUUAUUUAUUAAGUAUUAACACUGUGAUAAAAUGUUUAUUUUACAUUCCUGUAAUGGGACAGCCAGUUAGUGAUAUCAUAAGACACUUUACCAAAUUUAAUACAGACUGUAAUUAUAACAUGCUCGGAUUUAAUAUGUAAUCUGUGUGAUGUUUUGUGACUGAAAUUACUUUUCACUAGCUUGAAAAUGUUUGAAAUUGCAUUUGGCCACCAAUGAUAAAUUGGCCUUUGCUUAUAAUCCAGUAGUCAUUGUUGACAUAUUUUGUGGUGUUUGAUGUGAGUUUAACAAAUCUCAACUUAAACCACAUUGUAAGACUGUGUGAAAAUUGCAUUUAGUGUGUUCAUGUUGCAGUGUCCCUCUUGAAAGGGAGCUCACUGGAAUGCGUCCUUUGCAGUUGUUAUUGUUUCAGUUUUACUUUUAUAUUUUCAUCUAAACCUCAACAUUGCAAUGGACAUAACAAUGCAAUUACUCUCAGCUUCUCUCUGUAUCAUGAUGCUCUCAGCUGUCAUGUUUGUUGUUUUGGUUGAUAUUGUGUGCAAAUUCGUGUUCUUAUUUUGAGUCCAGUUUGAUUCAUUUUUAAAAGUGAUUUUUAUAAAAAGCUUCCUAAUAAAUUUUCAGAUUAUGAAAUGCCUUUGAAUGUUGACUGCUUUAAUCAUUUUUAUAUUUUGUAAUUUUUGUGCAGAAAGGUAUAAUUUCUGUGAACAUUGAGUGUGCUGCAGUGAUGUAUUUUUUGUAAAUAAAAGUUCUAUUUACCAAAUUUUUCAAAAACAAA
Schistocerca gregaria is the source of this 7025-nucleotide messenger RNA. RefSeq names its product thioredoxin-related transmembrane protein 1. Lineage: Eukaryota; Metazoa; Arthropoda; Insecta; Orthoptera; Acrididae. The record is from RefSeq and is a predicted model, not a curated record. The transcript is spliced from 6 exons. Bases 113 to 991 code for a protein of 292 amino acids.